Molecule: messenger RNA, 1539 nt
Organism: Meyerozyma guilliermondii ATCC 6260
Lineage: Eukaryota; Fungi; Ascomycota; Pichiomycetes; Serinales; Debaryomycetaceae
Gene: ECM7
Product: Ecm7p
Exons: 1
Coding region: 1-1539 (512 amino acids)
Biological process (GO): fungal-type cell wall organization
Cellular component (GO): plasma membrane; cell cortex of cell tip
Source: RefSeq, a predicted model, not a curated record
AUGCAGCCAAAGAACUUGCUCAAAUUAUCACACAAUCUUUCGGCCAGAGAGAGGGGUCUUCAGGUGACACGUUUGUUCACGUCGUUUACUGUUAUUGUGUUGAUUAUUGCUGCCCUUGUUGGCUCAUUGUUGUCUCAUAAAAUCUACAUUUCCCGAAUAAAUUGUGCCCAUUUGGACGUUUCUUAUGGGCUCUACAAGUCGUUAAGGACACUUGUGUCGUUAUCACCCUCGAUUUUAGAGCAGGAAAGCAGCGCUGGUGUGUAUCCUAUGGAUUCGUCACUCACCAAUUCAGAAAUUACAGUACUUACAAAUUAUGCCGAAGAGCAAGUGGCGAAUGCUCCUCAAUAUACCUUCACAUCCAUGUGGAGAUGGUGCUAUGGCAACUAUAAUAUAACCAAAGUCCAUGAAAAGGAUGGAAAGAUGAAAUUUAACAAGCAUAAUGAUGUGAUAUCGUGCUCGAGCGACGCCAAAGAAUAUGUGUUUGACUACCGUCAAGAAUUGGCUGAUAUUGGUCUUCAAAGUAUUUUGGCGUAUGCAUACCAAUCCAGCAGUUUUGAUGACAAUUCGUACCAGAAAGCUACUGCGAAAAGGGAAUCCAAAUACAAAAAAGUCCCUGGUGCACUUUUCUUUGCAGCAGCAUCUCAAGCUGUGCUACUCAUACUCACCUACUUUGUCUAUCUCGAUCGCGGUGACAAUCCCAAAGUCAAAGAACAGCAAAUGUUCAUGAUGAAUUUCCUCGCGCUCUUGUCGAUGGCUAGCUUCCUCGCAAUGGCUAUUGGAGUUGGGUUGUUAACACAAAUUUUGGUCGAGGUGAAGCUGGAAGUUCUGAAGUCUCUCAACGAUUUUGGGGUAACGUUCCAUUUAGGUAAAGCAUGGUUCUCAUUAUUGUGGGCUUCCUGUAUUUUUGCCCUCUUAUCCAUGGCAUCGUGGACUCUUCCCUUGUGGUGUGCAAACCCACCUGAAGACAUUGAUGACGAUUUUGAAGCGGGGAUUCCUCGACACCACAGAAGAACCACUCAUAAUGCAAAUGAAAAUCGGGGCCAUUUGCGCAGUGUUUCUAAUCCACUUUUGAAUGAGGCAUAUGUGACUGACGAUAUCAAUGACGAACGUAAAGAAUCACCAGAUAUGGAGACGGCCACGAGGCUUGUUGAACGACAACCCACAUUCACCACUGAGGAAGAGCUCCGCAAAUUAGGUGAGUCACUUUCCAGAAGUGUGUCUGUUAGACAUCUAAACCGCAAGACGAGCAACAAGAAAACUCAACCAACUUUCACGACCGUAACCGAGGAUCCAUUUGAUUCGGCUUCGCUAAUAGAAAAUGACGAUCAGAGUUCGCAUCAUUAUAGAGAAGAGACCUAUGACGGUUACCAGAACAGACAAAGAUACCCUGAGUUUUCUCAUUCAAAGCAUGAUCGAAAUGUUCUGGCAACCCUGAACAGUGCCAUGCUAUUGAAUAAUGAGAAUGACGCAAGCUCAUUUCUCAACGAAGACGAAAUUCACUUUUUGGACCACAACAACUUUAUCAACAAAAUGACUUAG